AUGGCGUCGACGCCCUCCGCGCGGCCGUCGAGCAUCGCCAUCGACGACGCCAACGACCGGCCGCUGGACGCGCCGUCGUCCCCCGUGGCGGCCAUGGUGGACCUGUCGCUGUCCCCCGCGCCGCCGCGCGGCGCCCAGGAGCACGACGAGGAGGACGAGGACGAGGACUACGACCUGGCGUCCGCCUCGAAGCUCAUCCCGCUGUCCAUGACGGACUCGGCCAGCGGCGCGCGCCCGCUGCCGUCGCUGCAGUCGCCGCUCAUGUUCCGCGACGUCCCGUUCGCGGGGCUCUUCGUGCUGCACCUGGUGCUGCUGCUGGUGGCCACGGGCAGCAUCCGCUCGGCCGGCGAGCAGGAGGAGCAGGAGCAGGAGCGCAGCGACGUCGUGGGCGGCCUGCAGGACUCGCAGGACGACGCCGACGUGGGCGUGGCGCUGCGCUCGCUGUGCGUGGUCAACGUGCUCUUCGCGCUGGGUUGGCUGCUGCUAUUUAUUUUCUACUCCAAGCUGCGCUUCGUGCAGGGCUCGUGCGUCUUCUCCAUCGCGGGCCUCUCGGCGCUGGCGGCCAUGCUGUUCCUGCUCGAGUCCAGCGACGGCCUGUUCUGGGCCGUCGUCUGCGCGGGCGUCGUGGUGCUCGACUUGGCCUGGUACGUCCGCUCCAACCACGGACUGGACUUCGUCGCCGUCUUCUUCGAGCUCGUGGUCGAGUUCCUGCUGGCGCACCCGGCGCUCGGAUAUGCCACGUGCGCGGUGCUGGUGGCGUACACGAUCUGGGCCAGCUGGAUCUGCACGACGAUUGGCUAUGUUGGCCGCGAGCUGUCGCCCUGGAGCUUGUCGAUCAUCUACCUGGUCUUCCACUUCUACUGGACGUCCAACGUGCUCAAGAACAUCCUGACCAUCGUGGCCUCGGGCACGACGAUGAUCUGGUACUACCGCAACGAAUCGACCGAGAUCUCGCCUGACGUGCGCGAGAACAUCUCGGACCACGACUCGCCCAGCGAUGCCAAUGGCCAGCCGCAAGACGCCCCCGCCGAUUACCUGGACAGGAAGGUGGUGCUGCACUACGCGCGCUGUGCGAUGACAAGCUCGUUCGGAUCCAUCUGCAUCGGCUCGCUGCUGUGUCCCCUGGCUCACCUCGUGUGGAACGCGCUGCGCUGGGCCCGGCGGGACGAGUCGGUGCUGUCACGGCGGUUCAUCUCGCUGCGCUCGGAGCGGGUGGAGCACUUCAUCCGCACGUACCACAAGUACUCGUUCGUGCACAUCGCGGGCUACAACAAGACCUACUAUGUGGCCGCGCAGGAUGCAUGGAGACUAAUCGAGCACCACGGCGUGGAGGCGAUCGUGGACGACGACUUGACGAGUCGCAUCCUGCUGCUCGGAGGCAACGGCUGGGCGGGCGUCAUGAGCGCGCUGACUGCGUCGGCCCUCGCUGGCGCAUCGACCCACGCCACCUUCUUCACGCUCACAGCGUUCACGCUCUGCUACACGACCAUCUCGCUGGCCACGCAGGUGAUAGCGGCCGUCAUCAAGACGCUGUUCGUGUGCUUCGCCGAGAACCCGGGGCGCCUGAGCCAGCUGCACCCGCUCAUCUACCACCGCUUCGUGCGACUCGCCGAGCUCAAGAGCUUCCGCGACCACAAGGCACCAGGCAGCACAAGAGCAUAGACUACCACCACAGGACUUCUGACGAAUCUCACCUGGCGUUGAGGCAUGAGGAGGUAGAAUGGCUUGGACUGCGAACCAAACUGAAUAGCACAUAGGACACCGAAUUAGCCUUACAGGCCUUGCAACGACUUCAACAGCAACAAGUACCCGCCGGAAAUCAU
Phytophthora sojae is the source of this 1823-nucleotide messenger RNA. RefSeq lists its product as hypothetical. Bases 1 to 1662 code for a protein of 553 amino acids. Gene Ontology annotation, molecular function: transmembrane transporter activity. Gene Ontology annotation, biological process: transmembrane transport. The record is from RefSeq and is a predicted model, not a curated record. Gene Ontology annotation, cellular component: membrane. The transcript has a single exon. Lineage: Eukaryota; Oomycota; Peronosporomycetes; Peronosporales; Peronosporaceae.